AUGACAGACACAUCUGACCUUAAACCAGAACAUACAGAGAAGGCUACAGGGCUCUCUACUUCUAAGGAAGUGCCUGAAUCCACACUCACACAAAGAAAACAACCGUCCACUCCAGCUACACAGACUUCAAAGCGUCCAACUCCAGCAAAGAAAAAACGUGCAUUUAUCAAUGUGGCUCCGCUAAAUACCCCAUUGUCUCAUCGACUCGAAACAUUGGGGGUGGUUUGGCAUUGUAUUAGUAUUCCCUUUUUUAUUUGCUUGUUUUUUUUCAUGAUAUCGUUGGGUUUAUUUGGGUGGAUUGUGAUAGUCUUGCCAUACUUUAUUUGGUGGUACGGAUUUGAUUUGCAUACCCCAACUAAUGGUAAGGUUGCUUAUCGAUACCGUAAUUCGAUGAAAAAUUUCAUCAUCUGGGAUUGGUUUGUCAGAUAUUUCCCUAUAAAGGUUUAUAAGUCUGUCGAAUUGGAACCAACAUUCAAAGAAGUUUUGGUAGAGGAGACUGAAAGUUCAGAAGAUGAUGAUGAGCAAGAUUUAGUGUCUGAACGGAGCAGAACGUUAGUUGAUAAAGUUUUCAAAUUUUUUGGGUUGAAAAAACGUUUGAAUGACACUUCUCUGGGGAAGUCAGAAACCUACAAGACAGUGUCUACUGGUCCCAGGUAUAUUUUUGGAUACCAUCCUCAUGGAGUUAUUUCAAUGGGUGGGGUUGGUUUAUUUGCUACUAAUUCAUUACGUAACGAGCCAUAUACGCCAUUUCUAAAAUUUUUGAAACCAUUCUUCCAUGACAGUUCCAAAGGUGAACGUUUAUUUCCUGGUCUUGGAAAUAUUUUCUUGUUGACAAUUACCACACAAUUUGCCAUACCAUUUUAUCGUGAUUAUUUAAUGGGAUUGGGGGUUACUAGUGCAUCAGCAAAGAAUAUUAGAAGUUUGAUUAGCAACGGUGAUAAUUCUGUCUGUAUUGUAGUUGGUGGGGCAGAAGAGUCUUUGUUAAACAAUAUGGUUGCUAAACAUGCCAGAGUUGGUUAUGGGUAUAAAGAAAACCAGGACAUUAACGGAAGCGACGCAGAGGAUGAUCAACCAGAAGAAGAAGAACAACAACAACAACAACAACCAAAUGGAAGUGUUGAAGUUGACAAGAAGACCACGAAAGAAGUUGGUGAAAAAACAUCAAGCCAACCAUCUAAGCGUGAAGUUAAAUUGAUUUUAAACAAACGUAAAGGAUUUGUUAAAUUGGCCAUAGAGUUGGGUAAUGUUGCUUUGGUACCAACUUUUGCAUUUGGUGAAGCAGAUGUUUACAGAUUGGUCCAACCAAGUCCUACAUCUAUGAUGUAUAAAUUCCAGAAAUGGAUGAAAGGCAUUUUCCUGUUUACCAUUCCUUUAUUCAGUGCUCGAGGUGUUUUCAUUUACGAUUACGGGUUGUUACCAUUUAGAAAUCCUAUAAACAUUUGUGUUGGUAAGCCAAUAUAUAUCCCCGCUGGAGCUUUGCAGGAAUACAAACAGCAACAUCCAGAAGAGUUUACUGAGGAAGAAACUAAACCACCAAUGAAAAAAUCUGGGUCAUUUACCGAUAUUUUUAAAAUGAAUGGAGAAACACCAAAAGUUUCCACAAUCAAAACAAAAAUACCACCUGCAUUAUUGGACAAGUACCAUAAGUUAUAUGUUGACGAGUUGAGAAAUGUCUAUGAAGAGAAUAAACAUAAGUUUGGUUAUGGAGAUGUCGAAUUCAGUAUCGUCGAAUAA
Candida albicans SC5314 is the source of this 1734-nucleotide messenger RNA. Its product is annotated as diacylglycerol O-acyltransferase. Gene Ontology annotation, molecular function: diacylglycerol O-acyltransferase activity. Bases 1 to 1734 code for a protein of 577 amino acids. Gene Ontology annotation, biological process: triglyceride biosynthetic process. The transcript has a single exon. Gene Ontology annotation, cellular component: endoplasmic reticulum membrane. Lineage: Eukaryota; Fungi; Ascomycota; Pichiomycetes; Serinales; Debaryomycetaceae. The record is from RefSeq and is a predicted model, not a curated record.